This is a messenger RNA of Leptosomus discolor (cuckoo roller), 309 nucleotides long. The record is from RefSeq and is a predicted model, not a curated record. Lineage: Eukaryota; Metazoa; Chordata; Aves; Leptosomiformes; Leptosomidae.
AAAACCUUGAUAAUGGCCCCACUGCCGAAUGCUGAAUUAGUUCAGAACUCUUUGCAGCUCUAUCGGUACCUGCUUCGGUGCUGCAAGCAACUUCCCGAAGAAAAUAUUCGUCAGCAUUACAGACAUGCAGUCAGGCAGAGUUUCAAAGUUCAUGCUGACGAAGACAAUCCCGAGCGAAUCCAGCAGAUUAUUAAGAGAGCCAUUGAAGAUGCUGACUGGGUCAUGAAUAAAUAUAAAAAGCAGAAGUAGAAGAAGAAUGAUGAAGACAAGAAUGCCAUUGGUAAACAUCCUUAGAGGACUUGCAGUCAA